Molecule: messenger RNA, 966 nt
Organism: Pestalotiopsis fici W106-1
Lineage: Eukaryota; Fungi; Ascomycota; Sordariomycetes; Amphisphaeriales; Sporocadaceae
Exons: 4
Coding region: 1-966 (321 amino acids)
Cellular component (GO): cytoplasm
Molecular function (GO): protein binding
Source: RefSeq, a predicted model, not a curated record
AUGGACAACUUCAAGGCUUUCGGCAACAGUCUGACCACUCUCGGGUCGCAGUUCACACCGUUUGCCACGCGAACCUUUCAGUACACCAAGGAGCAGCUUGGUCAAGCUGAGGACAAGACCCAGCUCCCUCCCGACUACAUUGACCUCGAGAAGCGAGUCGAUGCGCUGAAGCAGGUCCACCAGAAGUUGCUCUCCGUGACGACCCAGUACAACAAUGAGUCCUAUGACUACCCACCCAACAUCAAGGAGACCUUUGGCGACCUUGGCCGAACUGUCAGCGAGAAGGUCCAGCUUCUUUCUACUGCCUCGACCCCCGCUGAAGCACAAGCUGCCCUGACCGCACCUCCCUCUGCCAAGCCCCAGCCCAAGACCUUCAGCCACGCUCUUGCGCGUGCCUCUCUCGCCGGCUCGCAGGUUCUGCACCAGCAGCACACCGGCGCUGGUGAGGACCCUCUGGCCACCGCGCUUGAGAAGUACGCACUGGCUAGCGAGCGUGUUGGCGAGGCCCGUCUUGCACAGGAUGCCCAGAUCCAAAGCCGCUUCCUGGCCGGAUGGAACACGACCCUCAACACCAACCUUCAGUUUGCUACUCGCGCCAGGAAGAACGUUGAGAAGAGCCGCUUGACGCUGGACUCUGUCAAGUCUCGCGUCAAGGGUAACACAUGGAAGAUGGGCGCCAACCCCCGAGAGGAGCACCACAACGAGCAGGACCUUACCCCCGAGGCUCAGGAGGAGAUUGAGAAGGCCGAGGAUGAGUUUGUCACUCAGACUGAGGAGGCUGUCGGUGUGAUGAAGAACGUUCUCGACACUCCCGAGCCACUUCGCAACCUUGCUGAGCUGAUCCAGGCUCAGGUCGAAUACCACAAGAAGGCCUACGAGAUCCUCAGCGAGCUUGCGCCUGUCAUUGAGGGACUUCAAGUUGAGCAGGAGGCAGCUUACCGCAAGAGCCGCGAGAGUGCCUCAUAG